This is a messenger RNA of Grammomys surdaster, 1474 nucleotides long. It is a transcript of the gene Commd6, whose product is annotated as COMM domain containing 6. The transcript is spliced from 4 exons. NCBI's taxonomy places the organism in Eukaryota, Metazoa, Chordata, Mammalia, Rodentia, Muridae. Bases 224 to 487 code for a protein of 87 amino acids. Gene Ontology annotation, molecular function: NF-kappaB binding. The record is from RefSeq and is a predicted model, not a curated record.
GACAUCCUGAAUGUCACGAGUCUUCCACCAGGUUUCCUGCACGUCUUUGGCCUUUCUCCCCUCAGAACUUUCCCUCUCCCCAGUAUCUCCUAAAACUGAUGUUUAAUUGAGACAAAGCUUGAGUUACAAAGAAAGCUAUUUCCCUCUGCCCAGCGUGAGUGGGCGGGGCCUCGGGCCGGAAGCGGAAGUGCUGCUGGCCGGUCAUGCGAGUUCCACUCUGGCCAUGGAGGAGUCUCUGUUCAGGGAGCCCGUGCUAGACGCCAAGUCGGAGGUCACCGGCCAGCUUAUAGAUUUUCAGUGGAAACUGGGCAUGGCCGUGAGCUCGGACAGCUGCAGGUCUCUCAAGUAUCCUUACGUGGCAGUGAUGCUGAAGGUGGCAGAUCAUUCUGGCCAAGUAAACAGCAAGUCCAUCGAGAUGACCAUUCCACAGUUUCAGAAUUUCUACAAACAGUUCAAGGAAAUUGCUGCUGUAAUUGAGACUGUGUGAGAACUGAUCCAUGAUCUAAAGUAAUGGGCUCUUCCUUCCACAAGAGGACUGCGUAUGAUCACAGAAUAUUUAUACAGUAAACGUCGUGCUUCUGGGGCUGGAGACAUGACUCAGAGGUUAAGAGCACUGGCUGCUCUUCCAGAGGACCCAGGUUCAAUUCCCAGUACCCACAUGGAAGCUUCCAACUGUCUGUAACUCCAAUUCCAGGGGACCUGACACACAUGCAGGCAAAACACCAAAGCAUAUAGAAUAAAAAUAGUUAAUUAAAAAAGAAUUUCACUUCUAAUUUUUAAAAAUAAGUUUUUAAAAAUCAAAUAAACAUGUAUUUUAGUGGUGACCAAUACUUAGCCUAGUCGGUGAGAUAAAAGUGAUUGUGUUAACCACUAAUGUUUAUAGAUUAUGUAUAAUUAUAGAUGAGUGGUGAUACUGUUAAAUGCAACACAGUUUUCUGUAUUAGGAGAAAAAUUUGAAAUCUUACUGAUAACAGACCUAACUUUAUAAAUAAAAUCUUGUCUGGAUUUUACAUGAAGUUGAGAAAGGAAUAAUCGAUUAAAACUACUUCACAAAUUCAGUUUUAUGACAUGCCUCAUGAAAUAACUAAAGGAAUUAUUGAAAGAAUUAGCGAGAAGAGUGAGACUUCCUUCCUCAGACAUUUGUAAUCAGGUUAAACUAAACCAAUCCUCCGUAUAUUAACUUUGCGUUCAGUUGUGCUGCUGCUGUUUGUGGAAAAUUCAUCACCAGUAAUUUGCUGAGAGCAGCACAAACCAGAGCAUCCCCCAGUAGCAUCUGUACACAUCUCUGCCGUCGUCCAUGCCUGCUAUACAUGAGACUGGUCCAUCUGCAGUUAAUGGUACUGUUGGGAAGAAUUACAACGUGUGACCUUAUUGGAGGAGGUGUGUUACUGAGGGGCUGGGAGGGCUUCAAACACCCAUGCCUGGUCUCUCUACCUGCGUAGUCUCCAGAUCUGAAUAUAAGCUCUCAACCCCA